Messenger RNA from Gongylonema pulchrum, 519 nucleotides. The record is from the annotation of a GenBank genome assembly. NCBI's taxonomy places the organism in Eukaryota, Metazoa, Nematoda, Chromadorea, Rhabditida, Gongylonematidae.
GUUGACAGUCAUCAGCCGCAACAGCAACAAGGUCAAGGAUCUCAUAGUCGAGCACCUAGUGCUGGACCACCUCCAUCAGCUGCAACGCCAGACAGCAGGCAAUCGGCUGAAGAAGCUGGAACUAUGCGUCCACCAAGCCAUCCACCACAACAACAACAACAACAAACGCAACAACAACAACUGCAGCAGCAACAGCAGCAACUGCAACAACAACAGCAGCAAUUACCGUGUGCAACACCGCCUUGCAGUAUGCCACUACCGAUGCCAUCGAUGCCAUCUCAGCAACAGCAACAACCGAUGCAGGUACCAUACUACGGGCAGCCGCAGAUGUAUGGCAGUCCGGGGCAGAGGCCAACAGCUGGACCACCUCCCAGUGCAAUGCCAAUGCGUGGUGGCAACUAUCCACAGGCUGCAUAUCCACAACCGCAGCCGUCGAAUACAUAUCCGGGGCACAGCUAUCCGGAGCCAUACCAGCCACCAAUGCAUCCAGGAGUGACGCCUCAGCUGUACCAGCAACCG